AAAAGGAAUACGCAUUUUGCGAAAAUUUAAUUCACGCUGUAAUUGCACAUCGCAGAGCUAUGAAAUUUUCCGAACUCUGUGUAUCAACAUUUAAUAUAACAUUUUGUAUUCUCGCUCUCCUUGGAGUAUUGUCAUUGAGCAUCAAUAUAUUUAGAUUCCUUAACGCGAUAAGUAUAUCAAAAGACUUGGAAGAUGCAGUAAUAUCAUCUGGUGCUAUUAUAUUCUAUCUACUUUACAUGUUUAUAGCGAAUUAUUUUGGACAAAUAAUUACAGAUUACAAUUAUGAGAUUUUUGAGAGGGUAUAUGAUACACCAUGGUACUUAAUAUCUAUACCUUCGCGAAAAUUAAUUUUGUUUUUAAUGCAAAAAACUGGCAAAGAGUUUAAUUUAAGGAUUGGUUUUAUAAUUGUGGGAAAGGUAGAAAGUUUUGCUAUGCUUCUGAAUAGUGCACUAUCCUAUGUCGCCGUAAUGUUUUCUAUUCACUAAGAAAGAAGGGAGAUACGAUCAAAAACUAUACUUUUAUUUUCUUGUAGA
Camponotus floridanus (Florida carpenter ant) is the source of this 533-nucleotide messenger RNA. RefSeq lists its product as uncharacterized. The coding region runs from base 60 to 485 and encodes 141 amino acids. NCBI's taxonomy places the organism in Eukaryota, Metazoa, Arthropoda, Insecta, Hymenoptera, Formicidae. Gene Ontology annotation, cellular component: plasma membrane. The record is from RefSeq and is a predicted model, not a curated record. Gene Ontology annotation, biological process: sensory perception of smell; detection of chemical stimulus involved in sensory perception of smell. Gene Ontology annotation, molecular function: olfactory receptor activity; odorant binding. The transcript has 5 exons.